Periconia digitata is the source of this 1796-nucleotide messenger RNA. Lineage: Eukaryota; Fungi; Ascomycota; Dothideomycetes; Pleosporales; Periconiaceae. The record is from the annotation of a GenBank genome assembly.
CGGCUAGCUGCAACCUGCAUAGCGCAUACUCACCUAUGUACUUGUAGCCGCUGUCCUUACUUUGACCCCACGAUGGAUCCAAGCCUGGCGCUUCGACGCGACUGAAAUAGAUCCACGCCCCAGCUCUUUAAAGCCGUUGCAUUCCCCUGCGUGGCCUGGUCCAAGAUAUCCGGCCUCUUCUACAUCUUCAUCUCUCUGCAUGACUUGUUCAUUCUUCGCCAACCUUUCUCGCUGAUCUUCAUACAAACCUACACCAGCAACUAACUGUAGAGAGAGUAUCCGGGACUGGCUGCUACAUACCUAGGUACACAUCGAGUGUAUAUUUGCAUCGCUUUACAAUGCCUCCACAGCAGGGAGAAGUGUCUCUUAUGACCUUAUUUGCCGAUAUCCACUACUACUUCUCUCCACCAACAUACACCACCCAUCAUCACCGAUUUGACAAGAGUUCCUAUGUCUACCUAUACCAUAACCCCAUUCAAAGGACUGGCCGCAUAGAAGUGGCCAAUCAUGCAGGGACCCCCGAGCAGGAUGCCUUUGCUGGCCAGUUGGACACGGUCAAGGUUGAACAGUCUUACAAACACCCAUGUCUAUUCACCAUAACUAUCGAUGCGUUCCGCGGCCAGAAUGGAAGCACAGGCACCUCUCCGCAGCAGGACCUCUCUCAAUGGCAUCUCCCCACCCCCGACCCAAACAACAACGGGAAAUACAUGUACAAGAUCCACACCCUCGACAUCUACUUCUGGACCACCGACGAUGCCAGCCUCUUCCUCGACUCUCUCCGGCGAGUCGCCCAACCCCACCAACUCCACAUCCUCGAGAACCCCCAGGCCGCAUCAUCCUCCAACGACCACAAAACCGACCCCGUCAACCCAUUAGUAGCCAAACUCGAAAAAGCCGCCUUUUCCCACUCCAGCAGAAGUCCCAGUCUCAGCGGCACCCCAUCCUUCCCAGGACCCCCAACCGCUCCCCCACCACCCACAUCCAGCCCUCCCGCAGCAGACCAGACCCCAAAAUACGCGCCCAUGGCGUACAACCCCGCGGCCCCCGCGGCCCCAGAACCCAUUGCGCACCGCGAGAAAACACCGCCACCCCCAGACGCCGCCGACGGAACAGGUCUGAACGCAGUCGCAAACCAACAACAUCAUCAACAUCAACAUCAACAACAAUCAUACCCAUCAAACCCGCUCCAAACCUCCUUCGCGCCCCAACCAACCUCAUCAGCACCAUACAUCCCGGGCCCCCCCUCGCGCUCCUCAACCUUCUCCAGCCCACCCCCACAACAACAACAACAACAACAACAACAACAACAACAACAACAUCCCCAAGGCUCAAACUCGUCAAUCCCUCCGCCGCCACCCCAAAGCCCCCCAGCAAAUCUCCACCGUCUCUCCUCCCUGCCCCCAACAACACAGCAAUACGCAACAUACCCAUCCUCCACAUCCCCCCCACACUCGACAUCCUCCCCCUUACCCUCCCCGCAAUAUACCCCGCAACACGCCUCCCCGCAACAAUACCAACCCCUCGCCUCUCCUCCCCCGCCGGGCGGCUACGCCACAUACUCGUAUUCCUCUCCCCCCUCCUCAUCCACCAAUAACAACAACAACCCUCAAGCUACUCAGCAGACCGACGCAUACAACAUCCACAACCAACUCUACCGCCCGACCGAGCACGAAGCCAGCGUCAAAGACCACGAUAGACCCGGUGGCAACCUGCAUGCGAGUCAGUUGGGGAAACGCGCCGAGAAGGUGGAGAAGGGCGUCAGUCGGUUUUUGAAGAAGUUGGAUAAGAAGUUUUAA